AUGGCAGUAUACAUCUCUGAGAGAAAGAAGAGGAGAUUACUGGCAUUGGCCGCUGAAAAGGAGAACGAUGGUGACUUUUUGGCAGCAGAUCUGAACCCACUAACGGGUCCGAUAAAAGGAUUAUCUUCACCAUCUCUUUCAUCAACGCCGUUAUCUCUCACUAGCUCUUCUCCACCACGACCUGGAGGUUUACAGCGUGAAGGUUUACAGUUGAUGUCUCCACCUCCAUCCUCGCCAUUGCGUUCGUUGUCGAAUAGUAAAUUGAACGAAAAAGCUAAUAGAAAUGACGAGAAACAGACACCCGAGACAAGGAGUUCGAAGAAUAGGACACGUUCAGACCCGUUUGCAGACUUAAUCUCUUUAGAAUGUGGGGAAGUUACUCAAUCUAGUGGAACGAGUAGCGACAAAAUCCAUCAUACUAUUUCCAGCAGUACAAAUGGGACCAGUCAAAAGAAUACAAUUCUGUCAAUGUUUUCGGCCAAAAAGCAAUCUACCAAAAUUUCUAUUCAUACUGAUGCGAAUGAGAAUGCCGUGUUGGAACCGAUAAAACCAACUCCCCUGAAACCUGUCAAAUCCCUCAUUCAAGCACAGCUCUUGGUCGGUGUAGAGUCUCAAAAAACAUGCCCUUUAUGUGGCAUGUCUUAUUCACCAGUACUAAAAGAAGAUGUCAAAUCACACGACAAGCUUCAUGGUCGUUAUUUGAGAGGUAGACCUUGGCCAAAGUCGUAUGGAAAACGUAUUCCAUAUAAUCAUGACUUUAUUACUACAUCGCAUUCUGAAUAUAUCGUCAAAAUAGACGCCAGCUCCAAACCUUCGGAAAAAGCAGCAGUUCAAGAUAUUCUCGAUCUUGUCAAUUCAGAACUGAAUGCCCCGCCUGAAAAUCCUUAUUGGCGAACUCGAUCUGAGCAAGGUGCUGCUUUUGUUUAUGUGAAAGACAAGCGAGCCACGUCUCUGCUAAUUGUAGAACGUAUCACCCAGGCUUACGUCAUGGAUGCCGCUACUGGCCAGCUAACCGACAAAAUUCAACCAGCAAUCAUUGGUGUCUCGCGUAUAUUCACAGUGAAAGAGUGCCGUUCUCUUAAUAUGGCCUCGAAGCUACUUGAUUCCUGUCUAUCGAACUUUAUAUACGCACUUUCAGUUCCUAAAAACCGUGUUGCCUGGAGCCAACCCACAGCAUCUGGACUCAAGCUGGCUCAACGCUGGACUCAGUUUGACCCAACCUAUAAAACUGCCCUCGUCUAUCUUGAAGAGGGAUCGUGA
Sugiyamaella lignohabitans is the source of this 1260-nucleotide messenger RNA. RefSeq names its product Eco1p (gene ECO1). Gene Ontology annotation, biological process: mitotic sister chromatid cohesion. The transcript has a single exon. Gene Ontology annotation, cellular component: chromatin; nucleus. Bases 1 to 1260 code for a protein of 419 amino acids. The record is from RefSeq and is a predicted model, not a curated record. Gene Ontology annotation, molecular function: protein-lysine-acetyltransferase activity. NCBI's taxonomy places the organism in Eukaryota, Fungi, Ascomycota, Dipodascomycetes, Dipodascales, Trichomonascaceae.